GCUUUGGCCAUUCCGAAGAAGAACGUGCGUCACGCUUUGGCUUUUCCUGGCAUGCUGGACAGGCGUUCACGCGCAGGAGGAGCUGCUCACUGUGAAGCAGUUCAGUCCGGCUGUCGGAGCAAAAAAUGUGGGCACCGAAGCAAGCAUCUCUCUUACUUUUUCCAGCUUGAUCCGACCUGGUGACGGCACGGUGACACUAGCACCGUUUGCCUUGUCACAACGAGAUGCGAACGUUUUGAGCGAUUCCUUUGAACCGGUCAAGAUCAAUGUUAAUGACAUCGCGCAGGUGAAAAUUGCAGGCAACCUCAUGACGGUGACGCCAACCGAGUCCUUUCGCCAAAAUGGCGAAAUGUACAUAGUCACAGUUUCCGCCGGAGCCGUGGAGGACACUGAUGGUACCCCCUUUGCCGGCAUUUUUGGAAAGUCUUAUUAUUUCAUUGCAAAAGAUGUGGUGCCGCCUUGGGUUCUAAAGGUCGAGCCCGAAAGCGGAACUGUCGGUCUUGGUUACCAAGCAGAUGGAGUCGAUCCCAUCCUGAUAACGUUUAGUGAGCCGGUGCAGGUUGGCACUGGACCUAGUGGUUUGCAGGCGAAAUUAGUUCCUUCCAAUCCAGCACAUGACAUCGUGCCCUUGGCACAUUGUGCACACAGCGACGUGACUCUUGUCUUGCAUCCUACAUGUGCCCUGCAGCCGGGUGCUGCAUACACCGUGAAGGUUCCAGGUGACAUGGUGAGGGACCUUUCUGGCAACUUCUUCGCGGGGUUGCUCAACGUGUCGUAUGGUACUGCAGAUCUACAGCCGCAGGAUGCCACAUGUACACUGGGAUCGCAAUGCGCCAUCCGUCUGGAAGGCACUGGCUUCCAGAUUACGAAUCGACUACGGUGGACAACGGGUACGUGUGGUGAGUGUGCAGAGCUCGGUGCUGUUGAAUCACGCGGUUGGAGGCCAUACCGGCCUUCUACAGAGGACCACGCCUUCUACAACUUUGGCAUUCCCAAGCUUCCACCUGGCACCUACACGAUGUGUUGGGCAAGUCUCGGCUCCACACGCCGGUCUGUGAACAAGGCGAAGGUUUUGAUUGGCUCUAUGCGGCUCCUUGCAGCCCGGGAGCUGGAAGAUGAAGGAGACGAGCCUGUCGUUGCACGGCGCCUGAGCCAAGUUGGCUUGGAGAACCAGUCUUCAGCUGGACUAGCAGUGGGACCGUCGCCACUGCUGCAAGACAGGACUUGUGUGGCAGGGCUUUCCUGUUCCAUCGACUUAGAUGGUACAUUCACAGACGGGGACAGAGUGAUGGUGCUGGGUACCUGUUCCGAAGCGGGGGUCGUGAAGAAUUGGCCGAACUCUGGAAGGUCAUAUCCGGCCGUUGAUCAAAAUUUCUCCUGGGGUGAUGUUGCUGUCUCGGCAGCUGGCGGUGUGUACAGGCUAUGUUGGUGUGUGGCUUACACUGGUCCAGCUGAACAGCACAUGCCGUGCGAUGGUGGGGAGGACUUCAGGGUCGAUGUUGGCUCGAUGACUCUGAUCGGUCCUGGACCAACAGCAGCUGGUCAACUGACAGCGGAACCCGAUCCCCUGCAGCAGCGGACAUGUGUCAGUGGCUUAAGAUGUGUAAUUCAUGGCAUCACCGGGAUGCAUCUUACCGACCAGGAUAGGUAUGCAGUUCUGGAUACGUGUGGAUAUCAUGCUAUGGUCGCACGCUUUGGGAAUGGAGGCUUUUCAUCAAAUGUGGCCAGAAGUGGGGCAACAGUGCAUUUUGGAGAGGUCGCAACGAGUUCGUCAGGAGGCCAGUACCGGCUCUGCUGGUGUUCUGCGAUCGCAACAUGUUCCUCAGGGGAGCACUUCGAGGUGACAGCAGCGCAUUUACUGAUAGCAGGUCCAGAGCCCCUGGAGCAAGACCGGACGUGCGUUUCUGGGGCUCGCUGCACCGUCCAUGUGUCUGGUCUCGUGAACUCUCUGGAUCGGGUCUUCGUCAUGGACACAUGCGGUCAGGAUCAUCUAGGACCAGAGCAUCAAUUGGUAGAGCGGUUUGCAGACUCGGGGCUGACAAUGUCUGUUGAUGCAAGCGGUGCCUUAUUGAGCUGGAGCGACAGCACCUCCGCGGGGGGGCAAUACAGGCUUUGUUGGUGCUCCGCUGACUCUGCCUGCAGGUUCGCUGCAGAGUUCAAGACGGAUAUCGGCGCGUUGCAGGUUGUUGGCCCUCAUGGCCGAAACGAUUAUACGUGCAUUUCCGGACAAACCUGCGAAAUCUACGGGCUGGUGGGACAGUACUUAAGCGUUGGUGAUGUUUAUGCUUUGCAGGAUACCUGCGGAACUGGUUCGGUAUCGCGAGUUCCUCGUGGUCAGUCCCUGUCUGCAGAAGUCCACGGUGCCACGGUUAGUUGGGGUCCGGAGACGAUUUCAGCUGCAGGUGGCACUUUAGCUGCAACAAUUCAUUUCCAUCGCGUAUACCGCUUAUGCUGGUGUGCUGCCACAUUUUCCUGUGGCAUCCAAGAGGAUUUUCGGGUAGAUGCCGGGGAAUUUCUCAUCAUCGGAGUUUUCCUGAACGACAACGAUCAGAUUGCCAUUCGAGACACAUGUGGUCAGUCCACAGAUGUUGUUUCAGCAGCUGGUGGGACCUACAAUCUGUGCUGGUGUUCGAUGAUUCCCGGACCUUGUCUGGAUGCGGAAAACUUUCAUGUUUCUAUUGGUACCCUUGACAUAAUUGGCCCAAGCCCUCUGCGGCAAGAUCGCACGUGCACAAGUGGUCAGCGGUGCCAUCUAGACGGACUGCUUCCAGAGCACAUGGGAACCAAUGACAUGUUGAUUGCCGACACAUGUGGCACGGACAAAGCCGCGUUUGUCCCCAGAUUUACCAACUUUGGUGCUUCAGAUAUGGUGGGCGACGGCCUUGCCACAUGGAGCAUCAUUACUGCUGCCGGUGGUCAGUACAGACUCUGCUGGUGCGCUUCUACCACAGCUUGCGCUUCGGCAUCUGAGUUCACCACGGACAUGGGCGGACUGCUCCUCCUGGGUCCGGCACUGCUAAGGCAAGACAGGACGUGUGUCAGCGGCCUUUCCUGUGAGUUUGAAGGAUUCCUUGGCAAGUACAUCUCGAGCCAGGACCGCAUUCUUCUGUCAGAGACCUGCGGUGAUACCCAUCUGCCGCCUUCAUCACUGCCACCUGCUCAAGUUACUGCUUCGCAGACCGGCACUGCCGUGGUAAGCUGGGGCACUUCGCCGAUUCUGGCUGCCGGUGGCUUUUAUCGGCUUUGUUGGUGUUCAGGUCUUGUGUCACAAUGUGAAGAUCACUCAGAGUUUAGGACUGACGUGGGCAUGCUGACAAUGAUCGGAGCCAAUCCCUUGCAGCAAGCCAGGACAUGCAUCAGUGGAUUGCCUUGCACACUGGAGGGAAUCACAGGGACUUAUCUGUCCGUUGCAAACUAUUUUGCUGUGUUGCAAACCUGCGGUCACGAUGCUGGAGCCAUCGAGGGAUUCCCCGGAGCAGGUGUGACUGCACAGGUGGAGUCUAUUCAUUGUGCUGGUGCGCUGGGCUACCUGGCGCGGGGUCAGCCGGACCUGUCUGUGGAACCUUGGCACAGGCUGAAGUUCUGA
Messenger RNA from Symbiodinium necroappetens, 3586 nucleotides. The record is from the annotation of a GenBank genome assembly. Lineage: Eukaryota; Dinophyceae; Suessiales; Symbiodiniaceae.